This is a messenger RNA of Volvox carteri f. nagariensis, 792 nucleotides long. RefSeq lists its product as uncharacterized. Gene Ontology annotation, cellular component: endoplasmic reticulum. Lineage: Eukaryota; Viridiplantae; Chlorophyta; Chlorophyceae; Chlamydomonadales; Volvocaceae. The record is from RefSeq and is a predicted model, not a curated record. The coding region runs from base 1 to 792 and encodes 263 amino acids. Gene Ontology annotation, biological process: peptidyl-proline hydroxylation to 4-hydroxy-L-proline. Gene Ontology annotation, molecular function: iron ion binding; procollagen-proline 4-dioxygenase activity; L-ascorbic acid binding. The transcript is spliced from 9 exons.
AUGCGCACAGCAACAAACUUGCUUAUCUUUUGUGCGCUAUUGUGGCCUCUCCCAGGCAACCGUCAGGUCACAGCGUUGGAAGAUGUAAUAGAAGAACAGCUUAUUGGCUGGAAAGGCGAGACUUAUAACGUCCAGAAAUCGGCAACAAGUCCUGGCCCAGGAAGCGGUCCAUGGGUUGAGACAGUAUCCUGGAUGCCCCGGGCCUUCGUCUACCACCAGUUUCUGACACCCGCGGAGUGCGACCACCUGAUAGAGCUCGCGACGCCUAAGCUGGAGCGCAGUAUGGUUGUGGGCACUGAUAGCGACCUGAUUGACGACAUCCGUACGAGCUUCUCAGCUAGCAUUAUGUACGGCGAGACCUCGAUUGUGUCGAGCAUUGAGGAGCGUAUAGCCCGGUGGACGGUGCUCCGGUACGUCAACGGUCAAAAGUACGACGCCCACUGGGACUGGUUUGAUGAUAAUGAGGUGGCCAAGGCGGGGGGCAGCAACCGCAUGGCCACUGUCCUCAUGUAUCUUUCAGAUGUAGAUCCUGCAGCAGGCGGGGAGACCGCCCUCCCUCUGGCUGAACCCCUGGACCCGCACAAGCAGUCGGUGGAUGGCCAGGGGUACUCGCAGUGCGCUGCCAGGAUGGGCAUAUCGAUAAGGCCCAGGAAAGGCGACGUGUUGCUGUUCUGGGACAUGGAUCCCGCGGGGCUCAUUCCCGACCGCCACGCGCUGCACGCCAGCUGUCCGACAUUCUCCGGAACCAAGUGGACAGCCACAAAGUGGAUCCACAACAAGCCGUACAGAUGA